GUUACAUGCCACGCUAGCUGUGGAUUGAACUUCCGCAAAAACGUGCAAAAAGCAAACCUUAGGGAGGGAGUUGUGCAAGGCCCGCUCACUGGACGUAUUCUUGGCAGCUGCGCGUCGUGCAUUUAUAUAACCGCUGGGCUAUUGAGCAAGGAGCAAGCAGCGAGGCUGGACUAAAAAGACGAUGAGGCUCGCCGCGCUGUGGUGCGGCGCGAGCGCCCUCGUGGUGCGCCAGCAGCCGACGCGACGGCGGUUGAGAAUAGCGCCGCGCAUGGCCGUGAGCGAGAUCGCGAUGCCGGCGCUCUCGUCGACGAUGACGUCCGGGCGCGUGGUGAGCUGGCUCGUCGGCAAGGGCGACAAGGUCGAGGCGGGGGACCCCGUCAUGGUCGUCGAGAGCGACAAGGCGGACAUGGAGGUCGAGUCCUUCGAGGAGGGCUACGUCGCGGCGAUCGUCGUCGACGAGGGCAGCGACGCGGACGUCGGCGUGGCCGUGGGCUACCUGGCGGAGACGGCCGAGGAGGCCGCGGCCUUCGAGCCCGGCGCGGCGCCGGCGGCCGCGGCGCCCGCGGCGGCGGCGGCGCCGGCCGGCGACGCGCCCGAAAGCGUAUCAGUGACGAUGCCGGCGCUGUCGUCGACGAUGACGAGCGGCACGAUCGUGAGCUGGCUCAAAAAUGUUGGAGACAAGGUCGAGGCCGGCGACCCCGUCAUGGUCGUCGAGAGCGACAAGGCCGACAUGGAGGUCGAGAGCUUCGACGAGGGCUACGUGGCCUCCAUCCUGGUGGACGAGGGGUCGGAGGCGGACGUCGGCGCCGUCGUGGCGCUCCUCGCGCCCGACGAAGCUUCUAUUGCAGAAGUCGCGGCCUUCGGCGCGCCGGGCGCGGCGGCCGCCGCGCCGGCGCCGGCGCCGGCGCCGGCCCCGGCGCCCGCAGCCGCGCCCGCCGCCUCAUCUUCGUCGUCGGGCUGGGUCGCGACGCCCGGCGCGACGACCGCCACACCGAAGGCUCGCAAGCUUGCCAAAUCGAAGAACCUCGACCUGGCGACCGUCGCCGGCACGGGGCGGUUCGGGCGCGUGACCGAGGCCGACGUCGAGCAAGCCUUGGGCAUCGCGAAGCCCAAGAAGGUUGAGUUGGUGCCCGCGGUGGCCGGUGAGGCGGCCGCCCCGCUGGGCUCGGUCCCGAUGACGGGCAUGCAGCAGGCCAUCGCCAAGAACAUGGAGGCUACGCUGUCUGUGCCUGUUUUUAGGGUCACGAAGACCGUGGCCACGGACGCCUUCGACGCGCUGUACCAAAAACUCAAGCCGGACGGCGUGACGGUGUCCGCUUUGUUAGCUAAGGCCUGCGCCAUCGCUUUGGUGAAGACGCCGCUCAUCAACGCGGCCUACGGUGCGUCUGGUACGAUCGAUUACAACGACCACGUGAACGUGGCGCAAGCGGUGGCACUAGAUGGCGGCCUCAUCACCCCUACCUUGAGGGAUGCCGACAAGCUAUCCCUCACGGACCUCUCGGCGGCCUGGAAGGAUUUGGUGGGCAAAGCGAGAAGUGGCUCCCUCAAGCCCGAGGAGUACCAGACCGGUACUUUUACGAUAAGCAACCUGGGGAUGUUCGACGUGGCCCAGUUCGACGCCAUCCUGCCGCCGGGCCAAGGGGCGAUAUUGGCCAUCGCGUCCAGCAAGGUCGUGCCCAUCCCCAUGCCCGGCGCGGCUCUCGGUGUGGGGCUCCAGAAGCAGAUGACGGUGACGAUCACGUGCGACCACCGCAUCAUCUCGGGCGCCGACGCGGCGGCCUUCCUCAAGGACUUCGCGGCGGCCGUCGAGAACCCCCAGUCCCUGGUUUAA
Messenger RNA from Pelagomonas calceolata, 1831 nucleotides. The record is from the annotation of a GenBank genome assembly. NCBI's taxonomy places the organism in Eukaryota, Pelagophyceae, Pelagomonadales, Pelagomonadaceae.